Bactrocera tryoni is the source of this 3127-nucleotide messenger RNA. RefSeq names its product protein I'm not dead yet (gene Indy). The transcript is spliced from 15 exons. Gene Ontology annotation, biological process: citrate transport; monoatomic anion transmembrane transport. NCBI's taxonomy places the organism in Eukaryota, Metazoa, Arthropoda, Insecta, Diptera, Tephritidae. The record is from RefSeq and is a predicted model, not a curated record. Gene Ontology annotation, molecular function: citrate transmembrane transporter activity; succinate transmembrane transporter activity. The coding region runs from base 417 to 2144 and encodes 575 amino acids. Gene Ontology annotation, cellular component: membrane.
ACUUCGCUAACUGCCGUCGCCUUCGCAGUUGUCGAUAUUGGUGUCGACACCGAAUCAUCGCCUACAUUGGCAACCACAUCCGCGUACGUCGUCUACCUGUACUUUUAUUACGAUUAGCUAGUUUGACGUUUGGUAAAUAUUUUCAUUUUCCAAAUAUUUCCUGCUUUUCGUGUGUACCCGCAAAACAGAAAGAGUGUAAUAAUAUAGGGGCAUUUUGUUGUUUGCAUUUUUCUAUUCAAGCAGUUUAAAAAAGUCAAGCUUUCUUGUUUAAUUUUGUAAAAAUACAUUUCCUGGCGUCCAACAAGUUGGUCGAAAUAUUGUGAAAAAGUGCAGUGAUAUUUGUGGAGAAGUGCUCGUUCGUUCGCACCAAUACCUAUUCGAUACAAAGCGGCAAGAUCAAAACCUUGGGAUUAUAAAUGCUCAAAAUGGAAAUUGAAGUGGGGAAUCCCUCAACGCCUCCUACCUCAUAUAGCGAAAAUGCCAAAAAUUUCUUCUCGUUUCACUGGAAGGGUUUAGUCGUAUUCCUAACACCACUCCUUGCCCUCCCUGUCAUGCUGAUGGACAACACGCCCGCAUAUCGUUGCAUGUAUUUGCUGUUGGUUAUGGCAGUUUAUUGGGUUACUGAGGCAUUGCCACUUUACGUCACCUCUAUGAUACCAAUAGUCGCGUUUCCCAUUAUGGGGAUAAUGAGCUCAGACCAGACUUGCCGGUUGUAUUUCAAGGAUACCUUAGUGAUGUUCAUGGGUGGCAUUAUGGUGGCUCUUGCAGUCGAGUAUUCAAAUUUACAUAAGCGUUUGGCAUUACGAGUUAUUCAGUUGGUUGGUUGCAGUCCAAGAAGAUUACAUUUUGGGCUUAUUGCCGUGACAAUGUUUAUAUCGAUGUGGAUUUCCAAUGCUGCCUGCACAGCAAUGAUGUGCCCAAUUAUACAAGCUGUUUUGGAAGAACUUCAAGCGCAAGGAUUAUGUAAAAUGACACAGGAGCCUAAAUAUCAAAUUGUCGGAAAAAAGAAUAAUACUGCAGAAGAAGAACCACCAUACCCAUCCAAAAUGACAUUGUGCUACUUUCUGGGUAUCGCUUAUGCUUCGUCUAUGGGAGGAUGUGGCACUAUUAUUGGCACAGCAACAAAUUUAACUUUUAAAGGCAUUUAUGAUGGUCGUUUCCCAACAUCUUCGGAGCAAAUGGACUUCGCCACAUUCAUGUUCUAUUCUGUACCCUCAAUGUUGGUAUACACGGGUCUGACAUUCGUUUGGCUACAAUGGCACUUUAUGGGGUUAUUCCGUCCAAAAAGCAAAGAAGCUGAGGAAGUUAGAAUGGGUCAGAAUGGCGCUGAUGUUGCAAAAAAAGUUAUCGAUCAACGUUAUAAGGAAUUGGGUCCAAUGAAAGCGCAUGAAAUUCAAGUUAUGAUUCUUUUCAUUUUCAUGGUUGUUAUGUAUUUUACACGUAAGCCCGGAAUUUUUCCUGGUUGGGCUGACUGGCUCAACGCAAAAGAUAUUCGUAAUUCAAUGCCAACGAUAUUUGUAGUAGUCAUGUGCUUCGUUUUGCCAGCAAAUUAUGCUUUCUUACGAUAUUGUCUAUGCAAACGUCCGUUCACUACUGCUCCCACGCCAUCGUUGGUUACAUGGAAAUUUAUUCAAUCAAAGGUACCAUGGGGUCUUAUUUUCUUGCUUGGUGGCGGUUUCGCACUCGCUGAGGGUAGCAAAGUCAGCGGUAUGGCCUCCAUGAUUGGCAACGCCCUGGUUGUGUUAAAGAGCCUCCCCCACCCCGUUCUGCUAUUGGUAGUGAUUUUAGUGGCUGUGUUUUUGACGGCGUUCAGCUCUAACGUAGCAAUCGCAAAUAUUAUUAUUCCCGUAUUAGCUGAAAUGUCAGUGGCAAUUAAAAUCCAUCCUCUAUACUUGAUAUUACCGGCUGGUCUUGCCUGCAGUAUGGCUUUCCAUUUGCCAGUGAGUACACCACCUAACGCACUGGUUGCCGGUUAUGCAAAUAUUAGAUCAAAAGACAUGGCAAUCGCUGGUAUUGGUCCAACAGUCAUCAGUAUAGUCGUGUUGUACGUUUUCAGUCUCACGUGGGGUGCGGUGGUGUACUCUAACUUGAAUUCAUUCCCCGAAUGGGCGAUCACACCGGUUUUAAAUGCAACUACACAUUAAUCGUCUACGCUGCCUUUUGGGUAUAGAUUUUAUGGUAUGCGAUGUAUACAUAUCAUCUAAAUUUUCAAAAAAUAUUUAUGUCAAAUAUACAAAAUGUGACGUCAUUAAGUAACUGAAAGAAAAUAAGUGUCUACAAGAAGCAUUAGCUUUUGCUACCGCAUAAACAAAAGUGCCUACAUAUUGAUGUCACCUUAAUCCUCGUUAGGCAAAGCAAUUAAGUACCGAUUAUGACAACAAUUUUGAAUUUGAGGUUUCUAAGUUCUUAAAAUCUGUUUUAUCUAGUACCCAAGUUGAUGAAAAUGAAAUUUGAUGUAAACAGAUUGCACACUCGCAUAGCAAUUAUAUAUGUUAUACGAGUAUAAUAAAUAUUUUGUAUGAAUUUGGAUACUUAAAUGAAAGUUAAACUGAUACCGAUAUUUACAUAUAUGUACGUAUGUUAUAUUAUUAUAUAAAACUGUAUAUAUUGAAAAAGUUGUUCUGAUAAUUAUACAUCCAGUUUUAAAUCAAAAAGAACAACGCCAACAAAUUGUGACUUCUGUAAACCUCAUAUAUAUGUUACUUAUGCGUUUACACUGCAUUUAUAGUAGAAAGAAUUGAAAGUACGAAUAGUUUUAUAAUGAAUAGUCAAAUGUGAAAAUAUAAAAUACACUUAUAAUAUUUACAUUUUAUAUUUAAAAGUAAGCGAUCUUGGAAUUGACAAAAUGCAACAAGUGUACUAAUUAUUGGCAAUAUAUAGUAUAUGUGCGUGUUACAAAUAUUUAUAUGUAGACUGUAUAUUAAAAAAUAGACUGAAAAAUGGUGCAAAAGAGUCUAAAAUUGGAAGAUAUUUGUUAUAGUACAGGAUACAAAAUUAUUUUAUUUUCGCACAACAUUGUACUUAUAAAUUUUUGACAAAAUUUUAAAUUUGUAAGUAUUGUAAUCGUAAUAUAUUCAGUCAUAAUAUUAAACAACAAAUAAAGGCACAAAAACUAUUUUCUUAUUAA